AUGGCUGGCAAGAAGGGCGAGAACUCCAAGAAGGUUGCCGGCAACGCUCGCAAGGCCGAGGCUGCGGCGCAAAAGGCCGCAGCUGCCGAUGCCAGAUUGGAGGCUGAAGAAUCCGAAAACUGGCAGAAGGGGACAUCUCGCGCACGAAUACUGAUGGAAGCAUCGUCUCCGGUCACCAGGGAAGCCGAGGCCGCCAAAAAGGCUGAACAGGCUGCAAAGAAGGCCGAGAAGGAUGCUCUUCUCAAGGAGGAGGAAGCUAGCCUGGGCGGACGAGCCGAACCCAAGAAAUCAAAGGCUCCUGCUAAGAAGUCUCGCGGCUUGGACCUCUCCCAACUUGACGGCGGUGCGCCCUCAACACUGAACGCGUCCGGUAUCGAUAAUGCGCUCGAUGCCUUGUCGCUGGCGACCGGGUCCGACGAUGCCAAGAUUGACAAGCAUCCUGAGAAGAGAUUUGCUGCUGCGUAUGCCAAGUAUGAGGAGCGAAGACUCACCGAGAUGAAGGCAGAUGGCAGCGGCGUUGGCUUGCGCUUGGAGCAACGCAAGCAGAGGAUCAGGAAGGAAUUCGACAAGAGCCCUGAGAAUCCCUUCAACCAGGUUACUAUUGCUUACAAUGCCACACGUGACGACCUGGACCAAGUCAAGGCUCAUGAAAAGUCCAAGAUCGAGAAGCGCCUGGGAAAAAUCGAACAUCAGGAGCUUUGGUUACGCUACCCGAUGCAGCCCUCAUCCUGCCAAUUUAUGCCCCGCGAUGAUGUCGCGCGACAGUUCCCACCGGCAGAAUUCCUCACCGCUUCACACACCGCCCAAUUCAGACAGCUUCCCAAGGCGUCGUCCCCGUUCGGCAACCGACCACAUCCCAUUCUGCUACCCGGCAGUGUUGACGGUACCGGCUUGAAGCAAGCAUGUCCCGAAGCAGUUCUGUUUGUUCGCGAUGGACCGUACGCGGCGGCCGUUCUACGGUUCCAGAUUUCCUUCCCAGACACAUACCCGAAGCUUCCGCCCCUGAUUCUCUUCUCGACUGACAUAUUCCAUCCACUUAUCACCCCCCUUACGACAUAUAUGUACGCAAAGGAUGUUCAAGAUAAGGGCACUAGCAGUGCUACCGAUCAAGAACGACUACCGCCUGGUGCAUUCAGCCUGAGGCAUGGUUUCCCACAGUGGUUUGGCCGUGGGCAAAGUGCCGAGCCCGGGAGCAGACUGGCUAGCGGCGAAAGACUUGACAGUUCAGGGUCUGACGGGACUGGCGCGCCACCUGAGGGUGUUGUCAUGUCGCCGGAGCCAUCUCAUGCGAGCUCUCCAGACUAUAGCCAGACCUGCAAACCAGGCAUGUCUGUUUACACUAUUUUGAAGUAUAUCCGCAGCACCUUUGAUACCCCAGAAGUUCUUGACAUGGUUCCUCUAGAAGCCUCGGGAAAUCCUGGAGCAUGGCAUGCGUGGCGCGCGCACAGGCGGAAACAUGGCAAACUCGCAGACCAGAAACCCAGCAGUGGCGAUGAUUCCGAUUCUGAUGGUGUCCGAAAUAGCUAUUCUGGGAAGGCAGAGGAGCCAAGUCUAUCGCCCACUACAGCGACUCGGCAGCCUGGUCAGUGGAAUUGGGACGGGGUGUGGGAGGACAGAGUGCAAAAGGGAGUUGCGGCUAGUCUUUCUGAACCCGUCUUGUACGGAGGAUCAGGCGUGCCUGAUGAAAUGAUUCACUUCCUCGCAAUGGAAGAAACGGAUUUGGAGUCUGUGAAGGAUGAUAUUCGUCGUACACUCGGCAGUGCGGCCUAA
Molecule: messenger RNA, 1770 nt
Organism: Metarhizium brunneum ARSEF 3297
Lineage: Eukaryota; Fungi; Ascomycota; Sordariomycetes; Hypocreales; Clavicipitaceae
Source: RefSeq, a predicted model, not a curated record